Messenger RNA from Pecten maximus, 2921 nucleotides. Its product is annotated as tripartite motif-containing protein 2-like. Gene Ontology annotation, molecular function: zinc ion binding. Lineage: Eukaryota; Metazoa; Mollusca; Bivalvia; Pectinida; Pectinidae. The record is from RefSeq and is a predicted model, not a curated record. The coding region runs from base 52 to 2064 and encodes 670 amino acids. The transcript has a single exon.
AAGAGCAAUUCACAGUGAGUGCACACACCGUAAGGUGGGAUAUAUAUUCAGAUGGUUGUACAAAAAGUGUCUUCGUUAGGCCAGAAUGUGGGCGAGGAGGCACGUGGACUUAGCAUGUACAGCUCCAUUCUCGAGUCUGAAGAGUACCUAAGAUGUGGUUUGUGUUGGGAGGUUCCUGCACAAACUGUAACUCUCAAAUGUGCUCACACAUUUUGUAAGUGGUGUCUCAAAAACGGGUCGAAUGCCGGUCAAGAUAUAGACGGCGGUGUUUCCUGUCCGGUUUGUGGGGUCAAUGACACUAUGACACAUGGUCAGACAGAAGACGGGUCCACAUUGGUGGGCGAAAAUGGGAAUGACCGAAACUGUGACCUGUGCGAGGAGAAUCGACUUGCCGAGGCCAGAUGUUUGGAAUGUCGAGAGUGGAUGUGUAGUUUUUGCCAUCAGUCACACAAGCGAAGCAAAGCCUCAAAGCACCAUAACAUCACAAUGCUGGAAGAUGUCCAUACCGACGAAGGUGAUUUUUCGGAAAGCAGGUGUGCCAGCCAUAAUGAAGAUCUAGCCUACUUCUGUCGGCCUUGUAACAUGGCCGUGUGUAAAUUAUGUCGUACAAGUGACCAUCGAGGACACAGGACACGACCUGUUAAAGUAAUUGUUGGGGACAAACGGAGACAGCUAGAGGAGAAAGUGGACUCGGUACGGAAUGGUUACCUUCGUGUGUUGGAGAGAAAACUAGCAGAAAUCCCAAAACAAAUCGGUGCAAUUAAAGAAAACGCCGAAAACGUGGUUGUGGAUAUAAUACAACGGUCUGAAUGUAUCAAAGACCAAAUUGACGUAAUUAAGGCCGAAAUGAUAAAGGAUGUUCAUUCUAAGGAAUCCCUCGGUCUGGCCAGACUUGAGAAUUUCCGGACAGAGCUGGAGAAGGAGUUAUUGGCUGUUAGUGAGAGUAUAAAAAGGACACAGCAAAUAUUAAAACAAGGAACUGAUGUUGAGAUAGUAUCUAUAAGUAAAAUAUCUCAUGAGUUACUUGACAGUCUGGAGUCAGGACGGUCACUGCCAAAACUACAGAAGUUGGAUGUUGCGUUUGAGACAGGGGACCUUGCACUUGACAUGCUGAGAAAUGGAUUCGGACACUGUUCGACCAGAAACUCUGGUUUCAGUUGGUCUCGUUCUGUCUCCAUGUGCCAGGGUCAUCCACAAGAUGUACAAAUCAAUCUUUUGUCGGAAUUCCAUUGCCCUGUCGUAGCAGAUGAAGAUAAUGACGAUGAUUUUGUGAAUGAAUCUGUCCAAGCUAUGACGCCCUUGUCCGGAGAACAGAUAGCUGUUUGUUAUGGCUGCGAAUCUGACCGCGUCGUGUUCAUGGACGGAAAAGGACAUGCCACCAGCAGUUUACGAGUUGGUGUAAUGAUUGAUGAUCUGGUACAACGUAAUGACCACUCUGUCGUUAUGACGUGCUUUCAGGAUCGUUCAAUUAGGGCAAUUGAGGACAACGGUAAUGUUCGAGAGCUCGUGUCGACCGAGCAUUAUCCGCGUGGUCUGGCAGUCGCGUCUGACGGAAGCCUUCUUGUGUGUUUAAUGGACCAGUAUUCUACGUCCGUCACCAAGACAAGUAAACGCAUGGUAGCCAGGUUAAACAGUCAGGGUCAACAGGUGCAGGCGUAUGAAUACACGGACGGAAACAAGCGUCUCUUCACGAGGCCUUAUCGUGUUGUGGAGAACAUCAAUGGCGACAUCUGUGUUACAGACAAAACGUCAAUGGGUUCAGGGCGAGUCGUGGUGCUAGAUAGUCUUGGAAAUCUCAGAUUUAUUUACGACGGGAGGUCUGCGUCAGCUGGGGAAAGACCAUUCUCGCCAUGUGGCAUCGUGUGUGAUAGCUACGGCAGACUGCUUAUCGCUGAUACCAAUAAUCACUGCGUACACAUCGUGGACAAACAUGGUCAGUUCGUCAGCUUCCUUUUGCGGAAAGAAGACGGUAUAACAUGCCCCACAUCACUCGUUCUUAAUGGCGAGGGGAAAUUGUGGGUUGGAAACGAAAAUGGACAAGUGAAGGUAUACCAAUACCUAUAGUUCAAAGACAAGAUGUUUUAAGACAAGAACUAUUUUAUUAGCACUCAGGCACACUAUUGUAUGUAAGCGACAAGGGGUCAAAAUACAACAGCAUAAUACAAUAUAGGAUCAUCUGGUUAUGUGAUAAACCUUAAUAUCCACGAACAUGAUUGCAUGUGUACUAUGUAUGUCAGAUGAAACGUUUCGCUAGUCUUCAUACUGAAAACAUGGUAUUUUUUGCGGUAUUAUUAUUUUGGCGUUUAACAUUCCUUCAAUGUUUCAGAUCAAUAAAAUAUAUUGCUUUUUAUAACAUAAUUUGUGUGUUUGUCAAGUACUGUAAACUAAAAUAUUUUAGCGGUAAUCUAACUUGAGUGUUUUUCGCUCUGGAAAAAUUCCGCUCAAUUAUGAUUGUGCUAAUGGUAGUUAAUCUACAAUGGACUCUAUGGCAAUCACUGUUGUGAACUAAUUUAUCAUUCGGCUAAUCUGUUUUAAUUUGGUUUUACGCUAAAAUCUGAGUGUAUCAAAUUAAGUUCAUUUAUAGUAAUCCUUUUGAUAAACAGUUGAAAUUAAAAAAUCCUGAACAUUUUAUUACAAGAAAAAAAAGCGUUUACAUAAUAUUAAGCAAAUAUUUCAGAAUAAAAAGCUAUCAAUAAAAUAUGACCAUAUUUCUAUCACACUACUAGCUGUCUCUGAUUAUUGAAUUCCACUUCAUAGCCACAAUAUUAAAAAAAACGUCAAUAUAUUUGUAUAAUAUCAUGUAACUUCGAUCGUAAAUUGAAUAAUUUAUUACAUAUUCGUGACGUAAUUUGUGAUAUUGCUUUGUUGUAAAUCAAUGAUAAGGAUUGUUGCGAAUUGAAAAUAUAAAAAUAUUUCCUGUU